Pungitius pungitius (ninespine stickleback) is the source of this 5157-nucleotide messenger RNA. RefSeq names its product neuronal PAS domain protein 4 like (gene npas4l). The transcript has 9 exons. Bases 1961 to 4402 code for a protein of 813 amino acids. The record is from RefSeq and is a predicted model, not a curated record. Gene Ontology annotation, molecular function: DNA-binding transcription factor activity, RNA polymerase II-specific; protein dimerization activity; RNA polymerase II transcription regulatory region sequence-specific DNA binding. Gene Ontology annotation, biological process: regulation of transcription by RNA polymerase II. NCBI's taxonomy places the organism in Eukaryota, Metazoa, Chordata, Actinopteri, Perciformes, Gasterosteidae.
GGCGCUAAUGCAAGAAGACCCUCGGGCCAAAUGACUCUCCUAAUUUCCCCUCAGGACUCAGGCGAUCCCCGUGGCCCUUGAGAAUCAGACUCUGGAUUUGUUUGGCAGUGAUUUGUUUUGUCUCGUCUCCACCCCACCAUCCACCACCCUCCCACAUCGCCUCUCAAGUUCUAGUUCUCUGCUCCCAGCGUUGUUGCAGCCACCAAAUUGGGGAUUUGGGAAAGAGGCAUUAAAGGAGCACGAGCCCGUGGAGGAAAUAAGCUGUGGCUGUAGAACGUAAACUGAUGCAAGAGAAAGCCACAGGUUGGGAUUUCUCAACACUUGAGAAACCGUUCUGGAGUUUUCCUGAAAAACGCUCGCGGGAGGAGUUGCAUCCUUCUGUAAAAUGUGGUAUGCCUUAGUCAUGAUUUGUUAGGCCCGUAAUCUACUCAUGUGCUGAAAAGCCCCUCAGUGCGUCACGCUUGCAGACAUGUCGCUUAAUUCCCUUCCAACAGGGGUUUAAUUGAGUGAGUAACACACACGCAGUGCAAGCCCACUGAGUACAGAAUACAGGCCGAUAUAUAGCUGACAGCCCGGAGGCUGUGGAGGAAUUAAUCAAUGAUGAAGUGGGCUGGUUAUGUUUAUGUGAAUGUGUAUAUUCAGUCUGUGUAUACGUACUGUGUGUGUGAGUGUGUAUACGUACUGUAUGAGUGUUUGUAUGUACUGUAUGAGUCCUAUGAGCGAAUAAUAUGUAUACUUCUAAUCAAAUGGAUAUAACCUCAUCAUUGAUCAACAACAUUUUUUAUAAGUUGACAGAAACAAUGUUUUUUCCCCAAACACUCAACCGUGGCCAUUUUAUAUGCGCUUAUCUUGAAAAAAUACAAUCUAAGAGUAAUGACGAUCAUGUUAAUUUUAAGGCCUCAAACCAAAAGGGAAAUUUCACCUGGUGUGAAAUUUCUGUGGAACAAAAAGAUAUCCUCUCAGAGGUCUUCAGCAAUUAUACACAUUUUAGACCAUAUACAUAUGCAAAUGUGUUUACUUUUCAGACAAGAUAUAUAUAUGAGUUCGAUGUUUAGCAGAUUAGUCAAAGGCCUUGUGAACCAUGUUUUUGAGUUAACAUACUUUUUCGUUUUCAUUAGAACAGUUCAUGUUUCAUAUUUCUCCCAAAAAAUCAACACCCCAAAAUAUGAGUUUUUAUUUUGUACCUCUUCCCCUAAUUAUUGCAGGACCUAAAAGAAGUCUGAUACAUCAGUGUUGAUAAUGCAAUGUGAUAUGUGCCAUUAAUCAUAGGGCCCGUUUUUGUGCCAAAGCACUUUCACUUUUGAUACUUUAAAGUAGGCGUACAUUUCUAAUAAAUAAACGUCUCAGCCAUGGAAAAAGAAAACAUUUUCAAUGUGCUUGUUCGACCCCACCCUACUGACGGGGACAUAUCUGCCCCGUGUUUGUGGGCUAAUAAGCUGAGAAUGAAUUGGUUCAUAAUGAACAGACACACGAGCCUUUUAACCUUUCCACUCGUAUCCAUCCGCGGGACAGCGAGCGUCAUUUCCAGGGUGCACGCGGACUGCCUCCCAGUAUACCAAGUAUUAAUGAUCUAAUUAACGCAACUGUCGCCAACACCUGCAGACGGUAGAAAUGAUCCACUGCCCACGCACGAAUACAUGCGCACGCUCUUUCUGCUUCAGUAAUGCGAAAGCACAGCUCCGCCGUCUCACGCGGCUUAUUUAUAGGACUCACUUCACUAAAUAUAUCCCGCCUCGGGACGUCGGUCACCGCGUCACAACAAGUAACAAUACCCCUUCCUCUUUUUCUUAUUCUUCUUCUUCUUCAGCCCCUCCGGUUGAGUUGGUUGAGGGGUGUCAUGUUUUUUUGUUUUUUUGGGGGGGGGAGUGUUGGUAUAAAAUGAGGGACGGGCAGACCGGCCGGACACUCUUCAUCCAGACCGGACCCCACACAGGUACUACAUCUUUCAUUUCUAUGCAUUAUGUCCUCUGUUGUUUACUCAAAGUGUGUGUUUUCCAAAGAAACGUUUGAACUACUACUUCUUCCCACUUCGCUGUAUUUAUUUAUUUAUGCUUUACUUUCCCCAGGUGUCAAAAUGACUAUUUGGUGCACCUCCUGCCAGUGUCACGUCAGUGCUCCGUGCACGUCUCAUCUCGUGCCCGAGCAUCAUCGCAGCUCCUUCUGCAGGAGGUUCAGAUCCACCAAAGGAGCGUCCAAAGCCCGGCGGGACCACAUCAAUCACGAGAUCAGGAAUAUGCGCGCUCUGUUGCCUACCACCCAGGAGGACCAGGAGCGUCUCUCCUACCUGCACUCCAUGGCCGCCAUCUGCGCCUACAUCAGGAAGUCUGUUGUCUUCCAGGGACUCCCGACUGGGGCGAGAUCGCACUCUCUGCCGUAUGAGGCCUUUCUUCAAGCCCUGCACGGCUUCAUCCUGGUCACCACUGCACAAGGGAGGCUGGUCUACGUGUCCGAGAAUGUUGACCAAUACCUCGGUUUGUCCAUGAUAGACGUGCUGCAAGGAGACACUUUCUACGACAUGGUGGAACGCUCUGACAUUGAUGUUGUGAAAACAAACCUGGACAUUGAACACAACUCGCCAUCAGAGAGGAGCUUUGUAUGCUGCAUGCAAACCACCAAAGCCUUCAAGCUGCAAUUCGGCAGCUGCUGUUCCAUGAUGGUCAAAGGGAGCUUCAAAAUGUUCCCCCAGCCGUGGCAGCCCUCCUCUUCAGCCCGUCCCACCGGCGAGCCUCUCUUUGUGGCCCUCUGCACCCCCACGGUCGACCGCCUGCAGAGCUCCGGCUCCACCUCCUGUGACAGCUUCUACAGUGUCCACAGGUUGGAUAUGACCUUCACUCAGCUGUCAGACAGCGUCUCCUGUUUUUUGGGCUAUUCGACUGAGGAAAUGACCGGCCGAUCAUGGUACAGUCUUAUCCACCCUGACGAUCUCUCCUUGAGUGCCGAUUCUCAUAGAAGUUUAAUGCGGGCAGAUGAGGGCUUCCAGGUAGAGAUGGUGCUGAGACUCCAAUGCAAGGACCUGUCCUGGACCUGGAUCUACAUCCGAGCUAACAAGGAGUCUGACUGCCGGGGCAUCAGCUGCACCAACUUCAUCAUCGGUGAAACGGAGGCCCGAUUUCUGCAGAAGAAAAUCACCAGCGACGCCUUCAGGCCGUCGCCCACGGCCCGUCCUGCGAGCCAGGAGGCGCCUCGCGCCGAGACCCACGGCGACGCAAAGUGUUUCAAGAGACGGAGGACGUCCAGCGGCCAAAGCGACGAGCCCGGCCAUAAGGCCAGGAGGGAGAGCGGGCGAGGCCCGUGCCAGGUGGCGUGCGCCUCCUACCGAGGCGACGGCUCGCCCGCUCCCCCUGGGGACAGCACGGCUCUCUUCACGCCUCCCAUCAGCCCAGCCUCCUCCAGCUCCGCUCUGCAGCAGCAGGAGGAGCUCAGCCGUGACCUCCUGCUGGAGGUGCACGGGUACGCCGAUCAGCUGCUGUCCUCCCCCGAGUGCUCUCCCUCCUACUACUCGUACCCGGAGGCGGUGCUCACCUGUCACCGAUCACCCUCCGGCUCCCUCGCUUCGGCCGCUGAGCACGCGUUUGAGGAGGCUGCCUUCGGCGUGCUCGCCGCCCGCUCCCCAGCCUCCUCCUCCUCCUCCUACUCCUACUCCUCCUACUCCUCCUCAUCGCCGACCUAUGAUUUCCAAGCGUGUACGGCCGAUGCUCGAUUGGUCCCCGAGUGCCCGUCCGUGGCGGACUUGUGCGACAGCGCGGCGGACUGCGCGCUGCAUCACGACGACUUCGGCGUCCCGCAGCAGACACAAGAGGGAGGCCUCGUCCACCGCGUCCCCUACCACGUCUCACCCGCACAUUCGAGUCUCCUCACCCCCGGCCAAUCUCCCGACUCCAGGGAGACGGCACAUUACAACGCGAGGGAGCAGGCAGAGAUCAGCAUUCUGGCUCAGCAGAUCUCGUCCCUGGCAAGCAGCUUCGCCGUGUACCGCACGCACGCAACCACCGGCGCACAGCCCGCGGGCCGCCAGUGGCCCUGUCAUCCUGCGCUCCCCUCGGCCCCGCCUCUUAAGGGCGAGCUGGAGCUCGAUGACGGCGUGUUCGACAGCAUCCUUAAAGACCUGGACGUGGACGUGGGCGCGGGGAAGGAGGACUUUCCCCCGCCGGGCGUUGCGGCGUUCGGGUACCAGCAGGGUCUGCUGCGCUGCAGGAUGGGGUCUCACGAGUCGGAGCCGGAGCCUCUGGGCCUCUCCCCGACCAUCGCAGAGGACCCGCUGCCCGCAGAGCAGUUCAUCGCCGUGGAACCCUUCAGUUUGCAGUUGGGACGCCAUGACCGAAACACUGGGUUGCAUCAACUCAACCGCUAUAUGCAGAGUCACCUUCAGCAAGGUGAACUUGCAGAAGAAAACUUGUACUGAAAUAAGUCUGUGACUUACUGUACUACCACUCGUAUGACAUAUUGUCAGGGCAACCUUCCUUUCGCUGGAUUCAAAGACCUUUUAGAGGACAUCUUUGCUUUCAAAGACUUCUUCCUGGAAUGUGGGAAAGCAACUAAAGACUAAAAGACGUUGGCUUUGUCUCAAUGUCUCAACACUGCUGUCGACUGCGUUUUAUGUUUUUAUCUUUGUCUUACAUUGUAUGAGGUACUUGUUUGACAUCACUUACGUACUGAAAUGGAGGUGUAUUUUUCUUCUAAUACCGAGUGACCACAGUUUACUCUUGAGCACUUUAUCAAUGUCCUUACCGCGAGGAUUUUAUAAACGAGAAGGCGGGCUGAUUUGAAAGGAAUAUUAACUAUAUUUUAAAGAUACCCGGAUGAGCUUUAACACGAGGGGAAGACACAAAUCAGUUUGCAAAAAGAAUACUACUCUUCUGUUUGUCAGUGGGCCAUUAAUGGUUUCUUGUGAAUAAAUUACUCAUUAAGGAGAUGAUUGUUGGUUGAACACCUACCUCAUUGGUACAUUUAAAUACAUUCCGAUCCUGAAUUAUAUUUAUUUUUGAACAUGACACUUAAAUGUUUUUAAUAUACUGCAAUGUGAAUCUUAAAUCUAAGUUUAUCAAUUCCACAUGUUUUCAUCUCUAAUGUACUGGUACUGCACAUGUCUGAAUGUCCAAUGUUAAACCUGAUGUUAAAUGUAAAUAAAUCAAAUAAAAAAAUACGUUGAAUCAUGUU